GCUAGCUAGGCCCGUGCUGCGAGCUCGCUGCCCACCUUCCGCUUGCCGAGUCGCGCCGUCUCGUUGCGCUGGUGCCAAGAGCCGCGUCGGAUGGCGACCGUCCGAGCCGGCCCUGCGUAUCCGCGAGCCGACGUCCAACACUGACACGCCGGGCAACGAGAUUCUUUCCGGGGUAAACAUGCAUCUCAGUGCUCUGGGAACACCAAGUUCGCCGCAGCGUCUGCUGCUGGCGCUUUCCACCAUCGCCAUCGGGCUGACCAAUCCCAGAGUUGAAGCGACGUUCACGGUGGAGCUGGUGUCCCCGCGCUACGUGCUGCAGGGCCAAUCGGUGCAGCUGCGCUGCGAGUACGACGUGCAGAGGGAGCAGCUGCACAAGGUGGAGUGGUUCCACGGCGCCAAGAAGAUCGUCCAGUUCAUCACCGGCCGCAAGCCGCCCUUCAAGUAUUUCGACAUACACGGCGCCGUCAUAGACCGCAACGUGAGCGACGAGAACCACCUGUGGCUGCGCGACAUGCGGUUCGAGGCGUCCGGCCUCUACUCGUGCGAGGUGUCCACGCAGGCGCCCAUCUACACCAAGCGCUCCGACGAGAGGGAGCUCGCCGUCAUACAGCCGCAGCAGGACGCGCCUCAGGUGUGGGCGAGCAGCGAGUCCUACCAGCCUGGGGAGACGCUCAGCGCCAACUGCAGCUCGGCGCCGGCCCGGCCAGCCCCCAGCCUCGAGUGGCUCGUCAACGGCCUCACGACGCACCAGGGGCGGCACAACGUCUCGCAGGAGCCGGACGGCGAGCAGCAGGCGCUGUUCCGCGCCACCUCGCGCUUCAGCCUCCAGCUGAUGCCUCACCACACGGGCCGCCUCGCCCUCACCUGCCUCUCCACCGCCCCCGCCGCUCCUGACCAGGACCGCCACCAGCUGCAGGAGACUCUCACCGUGGAGGUGGUGCAGCCGGCGAGCUCCGGCGAGGCGCAGGCGGCGCUGGUGAGCCCGCGGGUGCUCUUCCUGGUGCUGGUGGUGCUGUCGCUGGUGCUGCCCGCCGCCUCCGCCUCGGUGGUGCUGCUGGUGCGAUGACGGCGCGCGCCCGCAGACGCCAGCGCCGCGGCGCCGCAGGCCGGCGCCGCCGCCCUCGCCUGCAAGCCGCUGCCCCGCGACGGCGCCGACGCCGCCUUCUAGGCGCCGCCGCCUUCUAGACGGGCGUCCCGCGCCAUCAGCGGGCAUGUCAGUUUUAAAAACAAAGGACUGUCGCUCUCUGACUCUCUCUGCCGCACAAACUCAUCUUCCAGGACACCGAAACGUUUCUCGUCUCACCGCGUGUGGUAGUCGCUACUGCGCACGCCGCCUUUCGCCUCAGCCGUGGGGAAGCGUGUGGGUGGGCACAGCACUCGAAACGGCCGUGUAUUACCUCAGACAAGUGCGUAGAUUGCUCCUAACUGACUGCUUACAUCUCAUAUAGAGAAAAAAAUAAGUCAAACGUCAUUAGGAAUCUCUUUCUUCCUAAUAAAGAUCGAGGUUAUAUUGCGCAAGAGAAGCUGCCAAAUUACAUACCGUUCAUUAUGUGCGUAGUAACUAAUUCCAGUGUAACAGCAAUAAUUUAUAGCCACUGUUAUUAAAAUCAGCCGCCAACUAAAACAGAGAAGAAGAAAAAUCACAGAUUUAUCGAUGAAUCCGACGGCUGAUUGCUUUACGUAACCUGCGCAGCACUUUCUAAUUGGAAGUUCUGUCUUGAUUCAUUGUAAGACAAAUCCUAGCAGCGCCGCCGCAGCAAUGCAUCAAUCACGCCUGUGUGACAUUCAACUGACCUGUUUCAGAACGUCACUACAUCGGUGUGAUUUAUUAUUUUCAAUAUUUACACCAACAACUCGUAGAUCUCAAUGAAUUGCAAAUUUCGACGAAAAAUGUCGCUGCCCACAUUAACUAGCCUACAGACGGAUGAGGCAAAGAUGUAGGGAAGACCGUGAACGCGAAACAUAUACACACAUGAUCUCACAGAACUCACUACGAUUUUUCUCUAAGCCGAGAAACUACCAUGGUGGCAGUAAAAUUUAUGACAAUGUAAACAGUAUCUUUGUAUCUACGGCAGCGGUAAUGUAUUUACUCACAACUAAUUAUUUCAUUCUUCUCGAAUACAAGGCUAUGUGAAAUGGCGCCCUAUAAAAUUACAUCAGUUGCAGCCAUGGUAAUACAUUAAUAUCAUGCUGGAGAAUUUAAGUAAUUAGCUUCCCCUCCCCCAUUUCUCUUACGUUCUUACACACAAAACACCAUGUACAUUACAAUAUAACAUUAUCAUAUACUUAUUUUUCAAAGAGGUUCUAUUUAUUCACAAUUCCUACCCCAGCUACUCUGGUUAACGAAUUUUAGAAAUAUGGCUGUCGAUUAGAAAAAAGAAAUAGUCCAGGUAACAAAAACGUAAGAGAUACACAUCACAAAUUUUUGUGUACUUCCGAUAUUGGCACCAAGGAUAAAAUAAGAAAGUGCUAAGAGUACGUCACGAUGAUUGUGAUAAUUUGAUAGGAGACAUUGACGCUGGCUACCGAACUCCACAGCACAGAACACACGAGGCUUAAAACAAGAAAAGUCACACGUCUCUGACUCAUGAAGUUAAUCCAAGCGGAAUACAUCGUAUUUUGAGCAAGUAGUGCAUUUGUGAAAAUAGACUUAGCAAGAUCACCACAAGGCGAUUCAAAUAGAAUAAGUUAACGAAAUUGAGGGAGAAUGGUGAUCCAAAGGGAACGUCAAACCUGUUUUGAUUGCACGUAUCUAAUCAUUAAUCAUAAGUCAAAACAUUUUAAAACCGCAUAACAUACUGCAAAUAGUGCCAAGUAUUAUUGUUUCUGGUUUGGUGCCAUAGGUAGUGUACCAUUCGUACUACCCUCAGAGUUUGUUUCAGUACCUCAUCUUGAACUAGAGUGUGGGACACGAAACUUGUGUGUAGAUGACGAGAGAGAUUACUUGGUGACAUCGGCAGUGUGUUCUGUGUCACCGCACUAGCUAUCAGUUCCUCAGUCCUUCUAAACUCUAAAGAGAUUUCACCAUCAUGCUCUGAGACUUGGGAAAGAGCACAGUGGAUACUGUCACAUUUAACACUAGCACGGCACUCGAAAGGAACAAACACAAGUAUUGGCAUUGCAAAAAGGGAAACGAAGCAUGAUAAAUAUAUUUUUCUUCUCUUAGUGGGCUGUUAGCGUUGCCUUUCUACGAGUGAGACUGUAGAUUUAUUAGGAUGACCGUAUUGACAUGGGAGAGUCGGAAAAACUGAAUUGUACAAACGUAUUGCGAACGCCAUCGCCGAGAAUAUUUCGCACUGACUGUAUCGAGACAAUCAAUCACAAUCAGGAAACGUCAACUACGGAAUAGCUGCAAAUCAUUUUUCGUGUAACGCUAUGAUGACCACGCAACACAAAAUCUAGAAAUUGUCAGGUAAACUGCUCCUCUUGCCGUUAGUACAGCGGUGUUUCUCUUUUACAUUCUUACUGGUAACAGAAAUAUGGCGAAAAGUAACGACUACGAAACUUUGACCCGGUCUCUGAGUACGCGAUGGCAAUCGUAUAAACGCAAACAGAAUCUUGGGACUCUUUAGAAUUAUUACUGAACAUCAUGUUCCAUUUUUAGUGUUGAAAUUAAUAAUUUGAGCCGAAAAAUUUGUCUUCUCAAAAAUCCUUUUGUUUUAUGCCUAUCAGGUCUAAACUAAAUACUCUUUGUGACAGCUUUGUAAUUAGACGCGGCUUCAUAAAUUCGACGGUUGCACGAACGUUUCUUAAGUGCCAGUUGCAGUUCAACAGGUAUAUACUAUUUAUGAUAAAAACUAGAUUCAAAAUGCAACGGUAAAAUUUGACGAGCCGAUCGCAUGUACUGGGAGAAGAAUCAGGGAAUGAUCACAUGUAUCUAAAAGUGCAAAACUGCACAUUUAUCCAAGCGGGUAUGUACGACGUAUACUAACAGACUCGUAACUUUUCGGAUGUCACACUGCGGUCAGGUAUUAGAGAAAUUGUUUUAACCGACAUCCUCUUCCUCAACAAGCAUUUACACUCGUCGUAGUAUUGCGUGCAAGCUGUAGCAGCCGCAUCACUGCCGUUGAAUUUCGAUUUAUCCUGUAAAGGCACUGAAAGGAUUCAUUCCCGCAAACAUUUAAUUUGCAGUCUGUACAGAAAUAUUGCUCACUCGCUUUGUAGGGUUAAGCAGAAAAUGUACGUUACGGGAGUUGAAGUUAACAAAAAAAGGCCGUUAACAUCUUGCCAAACAUUGAGAGCAGUGGCACAGAUCCUUUAAAAAAUCCAACCGUUGUCGCUCAUAAGCAGCAACGUCUGAAAUGUUGUCAAUAACGAAGGGCUACAGAAUCUACAAGAAUUAACUUCAUUUCCGCAAAAGCGUAAGUUCUACUACGACAAAUGAAUAAUAGGCAAUAAACAGGACAGACCCAUAUCGUCGCAAACGUUCACUUACUAAGCUCAUUGCGUAAUCACGUAGUCUUCUUUUUGUUCAUGUCCACAGAAACUCGCUAUGCUACGAGAGUGUAAUAUUUCACUGUCAUUAAUAGAUGGAUUAGUGUGUAAUAUCUCUGAGAUGGAAGUAACGUAUACUCUUUGUCUUGUAUUUACUACGUUUCUUCUUUAGUUUAUUUUUUUCUGUUUUUGCAUCUCCCUUAAAGAAAGGUUGUUUUCUAUUUAGAUACAGCCGCCUCAUAUCCUAUCCAUCAAAAGAGGAAAUGGCUUCUAAGCACGAAGGCAGGAAUACAAUAUCAUCAGCAAAAAUAAAAUAAAAACACAUCACUGUUCCACACAUUCCUAAAUUACGUACUCGAGGUAUCAUAAUAAGGCGUUUUUGGAAUCAGCUUCAUUUUGGAAAAUUUAAUCAUCUUUAUUAGUAGUCUGGAUGUUAAAAUCAACUGAAAUAUAACUAACAUCGCCUUUCGUGUGAUACUACAAUGAAAUAUUUUAUGGCAAUAACCUCUUAAUAGUACUGCCACAAUAUUCUUCAAAGUUCAUAUUGUGUAGGGGAAGGCUUAGGUAUAGAAUGUAGAGUGGCUUAUUCAUUCGAUACUAGACAAAUAGCCAGUAUGAACAUCCAGUAUAUUAAGGACUGUCACGACUUCACACAGACUUCCAGGCGCCAAUGUCUUCCUAUAUCUGAAAAAAAUGCCUAUUUGUAAUCUCACUGCUUUAUCUACGAUGGUUUUAUAUAGUGAGAAGUCGCUAUCUUCUAAUUGAAACGUAUUUUUGUAUGCUACCAGUAAAAUAAUUGACCCCAUCGUGGCAAUUUUCCAGUUAAACGUUGAACUGACUUUCAGAAUAUUGAGGCCUAAAAUAUGCAUAAGAUAUAUGGAUGUUAACUUUUUCAUUACCUCUUGAAAGUACUUCUACGCACCAAUUUACUACUUCGUUUGUGUAAUGCAACUCACCGACUUCUUUAUCCGACAUUCUUUCGCCUUCGUUAGAGCAUUCAGCGUUUUCUGGUUGUAUUAAAAUUACACUAUGGAAAAACUGGAAUCGAUACAGCUUAUCCGUAGUAACUUCACAAUUAUUAAACAGGGUCUUAGUCUAAGCUUACCAACAAUGAAAACUCUUAGGAAAAGAAAACCCCUUAUUUUCUCUAUACACAAUUUUUAAAACUGACAUGUUAAAUGUGUUAACUAACGCUGUAUAAAGUGUAUGUAAUAUUGUGUAUGUAAUAUUUUUAAGAAGUGUAAAUAACGUUUGUUGAGAUGUUUAUUGUGUGACAGAUAUAUGCUGGUGCGUUGUAAAUUAUGUAUGUAUCCAAAUUUAAUAAAAUGUAUUUGUUUUUAAA
Schistocerca gregaria is the source of this 5776-nucleotide messenger RNA. RefSeq lists its product as uncharacterized. The coding region runs from base 179 to 1066 and encodes 295 amino acids. NCBI's taxonomy places the organism in Eukaryota, Metazoa, Arthropoda, Insecta, Orthoptera, Acrididae. The record is from RefSeq and is a predicted model, not a curated record. The transcript is spliced from 6 exons.